Setaria italica (foxtail millet) is the source of this 1880-nucleotide messenger RNA. RefSeq names its product protein ZINC INDUCED FACILITATOR-LIKE 1. Lineage: Eukaryota; Viridiplantae; Streptophyta; Magnoliopsida; Poales; Poaceae. The record is from RefSeq and is a predicted model, not a curated record. Bases 161 to 1651 code for a protein of 496 amino acids. The transcript has 17 exons. Gene Ontology annotation, biological process: transmembrane transport. Gene Ontology annotation, molecular function: transmembrane transporter activity.
AAAACCCCGGAAACAGGGGAGGGAACGCAGCUCCAGAGGCCAGCGUUUUCCUAGUAACGCAUCACAGCACCCGUUGCCCAAAGAGCAUGUCCUACACGCGCACCACCGCGGCCCUCACCGACGUCGUCGUUGUCCAGUUCCUGCUGUCCACCAGACGACCAUGACCGGCACCCGUGUCGGCGGCGGCGGGGGCGCGCCGCUGCUCGUCGGGGACGGGGUGGCGCCGCCGUGGCGCGAGCGCUGCCCCGGGUGCCGGCAGCAGAGGAGGGUGCAGGCCACUGACCGGAUACCGUACGCGGACUUCCUCUACAUCUGGAUCGCCUGCCUAUGCGCCGCUCUGCCGAUCCAGUCACUGUUCCCUUAUCUGUACUUCAUGAUCAGGGACUUGAAAGUCGCAAAAGAAGAGCAAGACAUUGGGUUCUAUGCUGGUUUUGUUGGGGCAACUUAUUUCCUUGGAAGAACCAUCAGUGCUGUGCCAUGGGGCAUGUUUGCUGACAAGUACGGGAGGAAGCCAUGCAUCGUGAUCAGCAUCCUCUCUGUGGUUGUGUUUAACACACUCUUUGGCCUGAGUACAACUUACUGGAUGGCAAUUGUAACUAGGGGAUUACUUGGAUUGCUCUGUGGCAUACUGGGACCAAUCAAGGCCUAUGCUUCAGAAGUCUGCAGGAAAGAGCACCAAGCUCUAGGAAUCUCUCUUGUUACAUCAUCACGAGCGAUCGCCCUUGUUAUUGGACCUGCUAUUGGAGGCUUUCUUGCACAGCCUGCGAAAAAGUACCCAAAUCUUUUCUCUGAAGAGUCCAUAUUUGGGAGGUUUCCAUACUUCCUCCCUUGCUUCGUCAUAUCGGUACUAGCAGCAGGAUCUUGUAUUGCAUGCAUUUGGCUUCCGGAAACACUGCACUUUCACAAUGAUGACAAAGUAGAAGCUAUUGAUGAACUGGAGGCACAAGCUGGUGACUCCAAGUUAGAAGCUGGAAAUGCUAAAGAAUCUAGAGGUGAAUCUACAAAGAGUCUGCUAAAAAACUGGCAAUUGAUGUCAGCAGUAACCCUCUACUGUAUCUUUUCUCUCCAUGACACAGCUUAUCUUGAGAUAUUUUCACUUUGGUCAGUUAGCAGCAGAAAAUUUCGGGGCCUGAGUUUGACAUCCCAGGAUGUUGGAACUGUGCUGGCCAUCUCAGGUUUUGGUAUUCUGGUAUAUCAACUUGCAAUUUAUCCUUUCCUUGCCAAGUAUUUUGGACCAAUCAAACCAUUUCGUCCUGCAGCGGUCUUAUCCAUACUUCUCCUUGCAACAUAUCCCUUCAUGGCCAACCUACAAGGGCUGGAGCUCAAGAUACUUCUCAACAUAGCAUCGCUUUUGAAGAACAUGUUUGCUGCUACUAUCACUGUUGCGUGCAACAUUCUGCAAAACACUGCAGUGACACAAGAACAGAGAGGGGUUGCAAAUGGCAUCUCUGUGACUCUGAUGUCAAUGUUCAAAGCUGUAGCUCCAGCAGCAGCAGGAAUUCUGUUUUCAUGGGCUCAGAAGCACUUAAGUGGACUGUUCUUACCAGGUGAUCAGAUCCUGUUCCUGAUGCUAAACAUGGUAUCCGUUAUUGGUUUAGUUCUGACGUUCAAGCCAUUUCUCUCUCUGUCAAAUGUGAUGAGGCGUUCGUAAGUGUGUAUAUGAAGUUUGUCAGUUGUGAGUUAUAUCAGGCGCACUGUCAGAUUACAGUGUGUUUUGAACUGCAAGAGUUCAAGUAUUGUAAAGGCCCAUGCUUUUCUCCUUAUGUUCAGUAAUCAGAUGUAAAGGGUUCUCUGAAUUUUUGCAUAGGCACCGAAGGACCAGAUGCUUAUUGAUGAUAUCAUAAAAUUGAAAUGAGAUUUUGCUUGCCAUCGUUUUGUUU